CACAACCACCUAUCUCACCCGACAAGCUCGUUUUCAUACUUCAACAAUGAACGGAUUCACCCUGGCUAUUGCCGCCAUUGCUACUUCAGUUGUCUCGGCCCUCCCGCUCUAUGGCGGCGGAUACUACCCUGGCAUGCAGUCAAGCCACCACAACGCUGGUGCGUACGAUAAUGGAGCUACCACGAACAUGUCACCGUUCGGCAGCAGCAGCAAUUCGUGGAAUAACGGAUUCUCGUCGACACAAGACAGCGCUGCUUCACCAUUUGGCAGCUCUGGCAGCUCAUCAUUCAACCAGUGGAAUAACAACGCGUGGUCCAACAACUAUAACCCUUAUGGAUUUUACGGCGGGUAUGCCCCCUAUGGUGGGUACGGCGGCUACGGCAGCCGCUGGUAACCCUAAGAAUUAUCCCUGGCAUGGGUAUUUUAACUGCUAUGCUUUCUGUGUGCGCAUCAAUGACGAAUAAACUUUUUAAACUAU
Molecule: messenger RNA, 478 nt
Organism: Linderina pennispora
Lineage: Eukaryota; Fungi; Kickxellomycota; Kickxellomycetes; Kickxellales; Kickxellaceae
Exons: 1
Coding region: 111-464 (117 amino acids)
Source: RefSeq, a predicted model, not a curated record